AUGGGACUCAAAGGCUCGAAACCUAAACUCUCAAAAGAGGACUUGGAAUUCCUCAAGAAGAACACAAAUUUCACUGAAGAACAAAUAAAGGAAUGGUACAAAGGCUUUGUGCAAGAUUGCCCGAAAGGUCACCUCACCAAGGAGCAAUUCAUCAAAGUUUACAAGGAUUUCUUCCCUUCCGGUUCAGCAGAAGGAUUUUGUGAACAUGUGUUCCGAACGUUUGACACCGAUAACAGCGGAUUCAUUGACUUCAAAGAGUUUUUGCUAGCUAUCAAUGUGACCAGCUCUGGUACACCGGAACAGAAACUUGAAUGGGCGUUCCGAAUGUAUGACAUUGACGGCAACGGCACCAUUGAUGAAAAAGAAAUGAUCAAGAUUAUCGAGGCCAUCUACGAGAUGCUCGGACCAGAAGUUACGAAAUCAGCUGACGAUUCACCACGAAAGCGAGCAAAGAUGAUUUUCGAGAAGAUGGACGUGAAUAACGACAAGGAACUAACGCUCAAAGAAUUCGUUGACGGUUGUCUUGCCGAUAAGGAGCUGUUCCAGAUUUUGACGAAUGAAGUCAAAAAAUAA
Molecule: messenger RNA, 573 nt
Organism: Haemonchus placei
Lineage: Eukaryota; Metazoa; Nematoda; Chromadorea; Rhabditida; Trichostrongylidae
Source: the annotation of a GenBank genome assembly